This is a messenger RNA of Quercus lobata, 1554 nucleotides long. Its product is annotated as non-functional pseudokinase ZED1-like. The transcript is spliced from 2 exons. Gene Ontology annotation, biological process: protein phosphorylation; cell surface receptor signaling pathway. Lineage: Eukaryota; Viridiplantae; Streptophyta; Magnoliopsida; Fagales; Fagaceae. Gene Ontology annotation, molecular function: protein serine/threonine kinase activity; ATP binding. Bases 104 to 1294 code for a protein of 396 amino acids. The record is from RefSeq and is a predicted model, not a curated record. Gene Ontology annotation, cellular component: plasma membrane.
AAUAAAAAUGGCCUCAUUGAGCUGAGCCUCCGCCGCUAGCAGAUUAGUAGUAUUAGAAGAGCACAAAAGAAAGAGAGCAAGGACGUUCCACAUUCAAGCUAUUAUGCGGUGGAGUUGUUUGACCGAUCAUUUCUUUAAUAAAAGAAGAGGGGAAAGAGAGAGAGCUGCGUUUUAUGAGAAUGGAAGCUUGUUACUUGAGAAGCUGAUUGUGUCUUGCAAUGGCAAGCCUAUUCCCAUCCGUACCUUCUCCGCUCAACAGCUCCUCCUAGCAACCAACAACUAUUCUUCUGAACUUCUGAGAGGGCCUUGGGUCCAUUGGUACAAGGGUUCUCUUGAAGGACGAAUCGUUCUCAUUAAGCGUUUUGAUUAUGCUUUGCCCGAUUUAGCCAUCAAUGAUCUAGUGAUUUCUGCACAAAUGAGUGGUCACAGCAAUGUAUUAAAGCCCACAGGCUGUUGUCUCCACACUCCAGUUCCCAUUUUAGUGUUUGAAUUUGCCGCCAAUGGUUUCCUUGCAGAUCGAAUUUUUGUCUCCCGUGUUACUAAACGACAACAUCAGCCGAUGGUGUGGGAGAGAAGGUUAAAGAUUGCAAGGCAGAUUGCUCAUGCUCUUUCUUAUCUCCAUACUGCCUUCCCAAGACCUGUCAUCCACAUGUAUAUAGAUAUGCGCAGUAUCUUAUUAGAUGAACAUGAUGUUCCCAAAUUGUCCGACUUUUAUUUUUCUGUAUCAAUUCCCAAAGGUGAAGCUGACGUGGAAGUUUUUCACGGCUUAUUAGGGAAAUUAAUUAGGUCCAGCACCCCCGAGCUUAAAGCAACAGGCAAGGAAACUGAGAAAACUGAUGUAUAUAAUUUUGGUCGGUUUCUUCUAGAACUUUUAAUUGGAGAGGAUUCUCGUCAUAUAACCCGAUUCACAAUUGAUGAAGAUUCUACUUUAGUAGCAUACAUACAUAACCGGGCUCAAGGUGGUUGCAUAAACGAGAUUGUGGAUCCUGCAAUCUUGGCUGAAGAUGGGGAUGGAGGUGCUAGUUUAGAGCAUCAAUUACAAGCUGUGGUGGACCUUGCCUUGACAUGUGCAGAGGAAGAUCCACAAAGAAGGCCAACUAUGGUGGAUGUCACCAAACAACUCAGGCGGAUUGAGAGGUUCGCACAAAUGGGUGAAGUGCUUUUGGGAAAUUUGCUGAAUUUAAAGCUUCAUGAGAGUUUUGAAGAGCAUGCUUCUGCAUCAUUGAAAAGGAAUGCUUCUAGUGAUGAAAUUCAAGCAGUGAACGAAGCCUUUGAAAGGCCUCUUGAAGUUUAAUUGUGAUGCAACUGAAUGAUGACAGAGCUUGUAUGGCAGUUUUAACCUGUGAUUGGGAAGUUAUUGUUAUGGCAGACCCUUAAGGUAUGUAUUGAUGCUAUAAGAACUGGAGGAUUGGUUCUUAUUGGCAAAGGAGUUUGAUAAUUGUUCUUUUGUUUGAAUAAAAGGAAUGCAAACUAAGUAGUUCAUAGUCUUAGUAACUGGCUAUGUAUACUGGUUUGUUGAGGGAAAAAAAGGCUUCUGUACUGUUUAAUUGGUUU